UCUCCGUCUGAAUCACGUGAUCGUGGAGUCAGCUGACCUGGGGAGAGCGGAAGCAGACGGUCCGGUAUUCUGUCUUUUGGAACGAUGAGGUUCCGGUUCUGUGGUGAUCUGGACUGUCCUGACUGGGUCCUGGCAGAGAUCAGCACACUGGCCAAGAUUUCUUCUGUGAAGCUGCGGCUGCUGUGUAGCCAGGUGCUAAAGGAGCUUCUGGGACAGGGAAUUGAUUACGAGAAGAUUCUGAAGCUCACUGCUGAUGCCAAGUUUGAGUCUGGAGAUGUGAAGGCCACGGUUGCAGUGCUGAGUUUUAUCCUCUCCAGUGCAGCAAAGCAUAGCGUGGAUGGCGAGUCCUUGUCCAGUGAGCUGCAGCAGCUGGGGCUUCCCAGAGAGCACGCCACCAGCCUGUGCCGUUGUUAUGAGGAGAAGCAAAGCCCCCUACAGGAGCACCUGCGGGUCUGCAGCCUUCGUGUGAACAGGCUGGCCAGUGUGGGCUGGAGGGUGGACUACACCCUGAGCUCCAGCCUGCUGCACUCCGUGGAGGAGCCCAUGGUGCAUCUGCGGCUGGAGGUGGUACCUGCCCAGGGUGCCCUGGCCCAGCCAGUCUCCAUGUCCCUCUCAGCAGAGAAGUUCCAGGUCCUCCUGGCAGAACUGAAGCAGGCCCAGACCCUGAUGAGCUCCUUGGGCUGAGGAUAGAGGUUUUGCUGCCUCCGUGGAGCUGCCCUGCCUGCACCAAGUCAUAGCCAUCCAUACUUCUCUUGGUGGGUAGACUGGGCUGCCUGGCUUCUACUUGAGACUUCGGUCAAGGGCUCCUAGGGAUCUUUCCCAGAAUGCUUUCUUUCCCCCGAAAGAAGGCACUUGUCAAUCAUUUUUACAGGCAAGAAUAAACAAAUGUUUGGUGUGUGGG
Messenger RNA from Nannospalax galili (Upper Galilee mountains blind mole rat), 901 nucleotides. RefSeq names its product COMM domain containing 4 (gene Commd4). The transcript has 8 exons. Bases 85 to 684 code for a protein of 199 amino acids. The record is from RefSeq and is a predicted model, not a curated record. Lineage: Eukaryota; Metazoa; Chordata; Mammalia; Rodentia; Spalacidae.